AAUCAGGCGUAAAUGUAAGGGUUUAAUGAUCACUUGAGCGGCGAGUUACCUUAUGCUGGACAUAUACAAUCUAUGGCUUACACAGUCCUCUCCAGAAGGUGGCGAUAAUGUUCACAUUGACUCUUUGUGCUAACUACCGGUGAAGCCAGAAGAAGAAUAAACUCAGAGAAGUGAAGAAGGAACAGGAAGAAACAGAAAGCAGGAAAAGCAAACUCCUGUUUAUAAUGGCCACCACAAGGCGACUUGGCAAGGAACUUGAAGAUAUUCGAAAUUCAGGAAUACAACAUUUUCGUAAUUUAAUUGUGGACGAAUCUAAUAUUUUGAACUGGCAAGGCCUCAUUGUUUCUGAUUGUCCUCCAUAUGACAAAGGAGCUUUUCGAAUUGAGAUAGUCUUUCCAGCAGAGUAUCCCUUUAAACCACCAAAAAUCACAUUCAAGACAAAAAUUUACCAUCCAAACAUUGAUGACAAGGGCCAAGUCUGCCUACCCAUCAUAAGUCCUGAGAACUGGAAACCAGCCACCAGAACUUUCCAAGUGAUUCACUCUCUCGUUGCUCUGGUGAACUCCCCAGAGCCUGAACACCCAUUGAGGGCCGAUCUGGCAGAGGAAUACACAAAAGAUCGGGCAAAAUUUAUGAGAAAUGCUGAAGAAUUCACAAAAAAAUACAGUGAAAAGCGACCUGUGGACUGAAAAGACAACAGUGAAAAGUAUCAUUUGACUCUUCAUGUGCUCAUAUACAAGGAGUUUCUACUGUCCAUCAUUUGGCACAUGCCACUCUGACUACAGUGACUGUAAUGGCAUGUUAUUGCCAGGGGUUGGUUGUUCUUAACCUUAGUUCCUAAAACAAGCAAAUAAUAUAUUUUCUUCUUGCAUUUUAUUUUCAAAUUUGAAUUGCCAAGUGAAUGCAAACAGGUUGCAACUGUAGGCUCAAUAUUUACUAUAGAAUUUCAGUGUUUCUGUCUUCUGUCUUCUCUAUUACUUCACUGCCCCCAACACACAACAUAUACCUUUUCUAUUAAUACAAUGUACUGUAACACAUUUCUGCCUAGUAUAACUAAGAGUUAUUGUAAGGAAAGGAAAGUUUAUUAAAAAAAAUACUGUAAACCUCA
Messenger RNA from Boleophthalmus pectinirostris (great blue-spotted mudskipper), 1108 nucleotides. It is a transcript of the gene ube2l3a, whose product is annotated as ubiquitin-conjugating enzyme E2L 3a. Lineage: Eukaryota; Metazoa; Chordata; Actinopteri; Gobiiformes; Gobiidae. Bases 225 to 689 code for a protein of 154 amino acids. The transcript has 4 exons. The record is from RefSeq and is a predicted model, not a curated record.